AAGGCAAAUGGCGGGUAAUUUUGCAGACGACCACAAGAUCAGUCGGGAUAUUAUAGUACAGUGAGCUGUGAACAUAUGGAUCUUAAGAAAGUUGUCACUCGAUUUUGGAAGAAAACAGUCUUAUCUAGUCCGAAAAUAUUUGAAAAUCUCAACAAUGAGCUCCAGGAACAGAUUCUUAAUUUGCUUCCAGCUGCUGAAGAAUCAAGCGAAAAUGUGGCUUGGAGUGACGCCCCAAUUGUCAAAAACUCAAGUAAGAAUGAUAAAGAUUCUGGAUUAAAGCUGAGAAGACAAUUAUCUCUGAAAGGGUUGGAAGAAAAAGAGAUCAUAGGAAUGUCUUGGAUCCAAUGUGAUAGCUGCUUAAAAUGGAGAUGUGUGAGCAAGCAGGAAGUUCACAGAUGGUGUGGUGAUGACAAGAAGUGGAUUUGCAAAUUCAACAAAGAUCAGACAAAGAAUAACUGCAAUAUCGAAGAAGAUAAUUUUGAAUCCAUUGAGGAAACUAUGUGUAAAAAGGGAAUUGUGUUUGUAUAUCCAUAUUUAACCCCAGGAGAUAUGGUGAUGGCCAUAAUGGCAGGCUACUGUUGGUGGCCAGCUGUUGUAAGUUUUGAUCCAUUCUAUAACACAUACGUUGAGUACCAGGAAGAAGAGCAAAGGAAACACAAGGACAUGGAAGAGAUUGUUGUAGACAGUUACCAUGUGGAGUUCUUGGGCACCCCUCACUCUCAUGCUUGGAUUUCAAGCAGCUGUAUUCACUUGUUAGAUAGCAACCCUCAAUCAUUAGUUUUAAAGAAGUAUAUGCCUAAAAGUAAGGGUCAUAAAAGCACAUUCAGAGGAAACAGCAUUCAAGGAGCCCUAAAAGAAGCAGAGAUCUUUCAGAAGUUGUCCAAGUCUGUCAGACUGAAAAGAUGUGUCUUCAAUUAUACUGGAAGUGAACACAAUACCAAAAUAGGAAACAAUAACAUCAAUAACAAUAGGGCCAUGACUUCAAGCACCAGAAAAGGAGAACAUAGUUUCUAUGAUAGAUCUAUAUUGGAAUCUAGUUGUGAUAACCCCAAACUCUCCAGAUUGACACAAGUAACAGCACCAUCAACAACAACAGCACCAGUAGUAACAACAACAGCUGCAGUUACCGUGGCGGCAAAAUUCCAGGACACAGGAGCACAAGAAAGCUAUACCCAUUGUAGUCACUCUCUUGUUAAGAGGCAACAUUUCUUUGAUAGUGAAGAAAACAUUGUCUCUGAAUAUAUAGAGAGUAGUUCUGUUGGAUCAGGUACUUCUACAGUCUAUGAGGCAUCUGGCUACCCAAAGACCCCGCGGCGCCCGUGUAGUGACCCGAACAUCAAGGUGAAUCAGAGUAACAGUACAACAGUAAUGACUCGCUUUACAAAGAACCCUACACUAAGCAUGAGUUUGGAAGAAAAACUGACACAAGAUAUAGAGAAUUACCACAGACAUGAAGCAGAUUUUUCAGUGGAUUUGAAAAAGUUCCUGACUUUCAACAAUAUGGACCUUGAGGUCGCAGUGUGGGAAAAUAUCACUAUUGAUCCAUACCAGUUCUACUGUGUGGUACUAGAUGCAGGCGGUUAUAACAAUGUAACAGAAAAAAUGAAGUGGGCUGUUAUAUACCGUGAGGUAACAAAUACUUUACAGAAAAACAGAGGUCGUGUUGCCCGAAGCUAUUAUGAAAGGAAUCUCCUUGCAUAUGAAAUCUACAAAUCUGGAAAUGUUAAAAUCCGACAUGAUACUACACAGCCAAAGACAAAAAGUAAAAGAAAAGUACCUGCAGGAUGGUUGAACAAUAACAACAACCUUACUAAAUACAGUGCUUCAGAUGUUAUUUCAGAUACUCCAGCCAUAUUGGAACAUUUCAUGUUGGUGGAUCAAUACAGUACCUCUUAUCAGUUUGAAUAUGAAAUAUUUCAAGAAACUGAAAACAAAGUAAGAGCAAAUUUAAGAGACUACAUUGAUCCCAGCUCUUACCGCACUCCUGACACUGACUACCAGAUCCUUUUAGGGGACAUAACAUCUAUAGAGAAUUUUACAACUUAUACAGAAGAAGGAAACCUGAAUGUUCCUGAUAUCGGUGAUGCUGGUUCCAUAGAAUCUGUUUUCAGCCUACACAACAAUGACAACAACAACACUGAAACAAAUGGCAACAGAGAAAGCCAUUUUGCAGAACUGAAAGUCUUACAGAAUCAGAUUGAAGAUCUUGACUUCAUGAUUUGUUUGUAAAUGUGUGUGUGUGUGUCUGUGUAUGUGUGCAUGUAUGAGUGAAGGUGAGUGCGUAUUGAUGUGGAUAUUAAUGUAUGUGUGCUUAGAUAUGAGUACGAAUGUAUGUGUGGCUGUAUGAGUCUAUUAUGUAGAUGUGGAUAUGAGUAUGUCUGAAUGUGUAGGUAUGUGUUUAAGUGCUAAUGUAUGUGUAGAUGUGGUGUAAACGUAGGUAUGAAUGUGUGUGUGAAUAUGUGUGUGGAUGUGAAUGUAUGAGCAUCUGCAUAAAUGUGAAUUUGUGCAUGGGAAUGUGUGUGUGUGUGUGUGCAUGCGUGUGUAUGUGUGUAUCUGGAUGUGACUAUAAAGGAGUAUGUAUGUGUGUAUAAAAAUGAAUGUGUA
Molecule: messenger RNA, 2604 nt
Organism: Octopus sinensis (East Asian common octopus)
Lineage: Eukaryota; Metazoa; Mollusca; Cephalopoda; Octopoda; Octopodidae
Exons: 13
Coding region: 76-2229 (717 amino acids)
Cellular component (GO): nucleus
Molecular function (GO): zinc ion binding; DNA binding
Source: RefSeq, a predicted model, not a curated record